Molecule: messenger RNA, 999 nt
Organism: Eimeria acervulina
Lineage: Eukaryota; Apicomplexa; Conoidasida; Eucoccidiorida; Eimeriidae
Product: gorasp2-prov protein, putative
Exons: 7
Coding region: 1-999 (332 amino acids)
Biological process (GO): Golgi organization
Cellular component (GO): Golgi apparatus
Molecular function (GO): protein binding
Source: RefSeq, a predicted model, not a curated record
AUGCUCGGGGAGCGAGUGUCUGUACAGUCGGUGUUGAAGCGAAUUGAUGCUGAGGAGGGAAGGCCCCUGAGACUGACUGUGUACAAUGCGAGACACCGAAUGAACCGAGGCAAGGAGGUGUACAUACAGCCGGCGCGCUCGAACUCUUCUUUGCCUUUGCUUGGCUUGGGGCUGCACUUUGCUUCUUUUGAGGAUUCUCUUUGCUCUCCUCUCAGAGUUCUAGGGGUUUUCACGAACUCACCAGCAGAACGAGCGGGUCUUAGAGCAGGCUCAGAUUAUAUUUUAGGCGAUGAUAGGGGAGCUUACCGGGGUGUCUCUGACCUUAUAAUGGGUGCGGAGGAGCACUUGGGCUCCUCUUUGUCUCUUUUUGUCUUUAAUAAAGACACGGAGACAAUCAGAAAAGUUAAUCUGCAGCCAAGAGACGACUGGGGAGGAGACGGCUGCCUUGGCUGUGAUGUGGGGUCUGGCUUCCUGCAUAGAGUUCCCUUCUCUAGAACAGCAAAGGAUGUAGUCGCAGCAGCAGCAGCAGCAGCAGCAGCUCCUGCUGCAGCAACGGCAGCAGCUGCUGGAGACGAAUCCGAUCGCUCUAUUUGUUUGCAGCCGCAGCAGCAACAAAACUACCAACAGCAGCAGCAGCAGCAGCAGGACCUAUCAGCAGCAGCAACAGCAGCAGCAGCAGCAGCAGCAGCAGCAGCAGGAUUGGGAAUGGCUCCUAUGGAUGCCUCUGAUCCUGCAGCAGCAGAUAUGCUCACUUCCUGUCUCCUCCUCCCCACAACAAAUUCUCCUUUAAGGGACCCCGCCUUCGUUGGAUCCUCUGCUGCGGACUUGCAGUGGGGCCGCAGUGGAAACUUGCAGCAGCAGCAGCAGCAGCAGCAGCAGCAGCAGCCACAACAGCAGCAGCAGAAUACAGUGGAGCAGCUAUUGCAGGAGCGGAGCGCUGCCUUCGCUGACAACGCGAAGAGUGCAUGUGAGGCCCGCAGCUCGUUUUCAUUUGCUUAA